Molecule: messenger RNA, 1299 nt
Organism: Acanthamoeba castellanii str. Neff
Lineage: Eukaryota; Discosea; Longamoebia; Acanthamoebidae
Product: serine/threonine protein kinase (Nrc2), putative
Exons: 7
Coding region: 1-1299 (432 amino acids)
Biological process (GO): protein phosphorylation
Cellular component (GO): plasma membrane; nucleus; cytoplasm
Molecular function (GO): ATP binding; protein serine/threonine kinase activity
Source: RefSeq, a predicted model, not a curated record
AUGGAGUCCAAGAGUUCACCUUCUUUAGCACGGAGAACCAAGCAGAAGGAUCGCGACAAAGAUGAAGAGCGUAAGAAGAAAGACAAGAAGGAAAGGCGCGAGAGAGAUCGAGAGCGAGAGCGCGAUCGAGACAGGGACGAAAAGAAGCGCGAGAGGAAGAAGAAGGCCGAGAAGGAGAAGUUGCGGGAAAGAGGCGAGAGGAAAGGCCACGGCAAGACGGGCAGGAGGGAGCGGCCCAGGCAUGAUGAGGCUAAGAAAAAGAAGCGUGGGGAGCGUUCUGAGGUGAGCCGCAAAGAUUUUGAGAAAUUGAAGGUGCUGGGCAGAGGUGAUGUCGGUAAGGUCUACCUGGUCAGGCACAAGGACAAGCGCAAGCUCUACGCCAUGAAGGUGCUCGACAAGAGCGAGAUGAUUACCAGGAACAAGGUCAAGAGAGCCCUCACGGAAAGAGAGAUCUUGGCCACGUCCAACCAUCCCUUCAUCGUCACGCUGCACUACUCAUUCCAGACGAAGAACAACCUCUACUUCAUCAUGGACUAUUGUGCGGGAGGCGAGUUCUUCAAGAUGCUGCAACGCCAGCCUGGCAAAUGCCUUACGGACCUGAAGCCGGAGAACCUGCUGCUCGACGGAAGCGGGCAUGUCAUGCUCACAGAUUUCGAUCUGUCCAAGCAAUCUGUGACACCCGUGAAUCCCAAGGUGGUGACGCAGAUGCUUACCGGCAAGAUGAAGCUCGACACCAGACCCUCCGUGGUUACCAACUCCUUCGUGGGUACCGAGGAGUAUAUCGCGCCUGAGGUGAUUGAAGGCUACGGCCACACCUCAUCGGUCGAUUGGUGGACCUUUGGCAUUCUCCUCUAUGAGAUGUUGUACGGCAAAACGCCCUUCCGCGGUCGCACCAGGGAGCACACGUUUGACCACAUCCUUCACAAGACCAACAUCAAGUUCCCGGAGACGCCAGCGACGAGCAAGGAAGCCAAGAGCUUGGUCAAGAAACUGCUCGACAAGGACCCUCGCAAGCGCUUGGGCUCGGAGCACGGUGCUGCCGAUAUCAAGGAGCAUCCGUUCUUCAAGGGCAAGGUGAACUGGGCUCUCAUCCGUAAUCAGGUCCCCUCGAUCAUCCCCGAGCUGGACAAGAAGCUGCUCGAGGCCGAGCCUCUGACCGACUCUGAGGACGAGUCGGAUUCGUCUGAGUCCUCCGACUCUUCCGACAGCGACUCAGACUCUUCAGAUUCGUCCGACUCUUCGUCUACCGACGACGAGUACUUCUCUUCCUUUACCCCACUGUCCAGGAAGGAGAGCUAA